UAAACAUUUUGAUACAUUUAAUAGUAGUCUUAUAAAUCAUUAUAAAAGUAAUAGAUGUGCAUUAACAUUGGAUAAUGGCCAAAUAGAAAAUCUUAGUACUUUUAAGAAUUGGAUGGCCUCCAUAACAUUAAUAGGAAAUAACAGCUUCAUUCCAUUAUUGCAGGGUGGCAGCUAAGUAUUGCAAGUUUGAGAUCUUUUUGGGAGAACAAAAGUGCAAAUUAUGCUUUCAAAUAUUUGCUUACUAAUAGAUUAAAUCAAUUUUUAUUAAAUUGUGAAUGAUAUGAUGAGAUACGGUUGAACAAAAUGCUAAAACAUAUACUAUAUAUCAGGUUACAUAUGCCAUAAAUUAAAAGACCAUGUAUAUGUGAAAAAUAUUUAUUUACAUCAUAGAGAUUCUGAAAAUUCAAAGUAUCUUAAGUAUGCAAGUCAGACAAUUAUUGAUAUUGUAUCACAGCUUGAAAGUAUUUUUCAAGAACACAUUAAUAACAAUAUUGAUAAAAAUAACAUUUAAGUCAACUUAUUGAAGAUUAUGAAAGUGUAACGGCUAUGUGACUGCUACCUUUGUAUAACAGCUACUUGUGAAGCUGUCAUAUAUGUAACAACCUUAGAGCUGUCACCACUUGUAACAGCCACUUGUGGAGCUGUCACAUUAUGUAACUGUGUAGUUAUGUAGCUGACACCACUGUUAUCUUAUGUAGCUGUUUGUGGUUACCUGAGCUUGACUCUUGAGAGGUAACUCAACUGUUACAUGUAAAAUGUUUAUGGGUUAAGUUUGCAAAACCCAAAUAGUCUUUUCUCUAUUUAUUUAUGAAAAUAUAUUAUGAACAGUCAAUAAGGAUAAUCCGAAAUUAACACUGUAAGCUGUAAGUGUUAGAAGAGGACGGAGCUCAUCUCGGAUAUGCUCUCAUUAGCUGAUCUAAGGUCUACAGAGAGUGGAAAAUACCCAUCACAUGGGCUGCACAUGAUAGCUCACGGCUCUUGGAAAAUUACAGGCAGUGAUAGAAUUAAACGGGCUAAUACAAAAGGUAAAGUUACCCUGAAUAAUGACGUUUGUGAGCCUACCUGCCAAAUGUUCUCUCUAAAUAGCAAUCAAUCUAUCUAUCAAACAGAAAAAUCAGUGCAUUAACAUGUAUUUAUUUGUGUAUGUAUAGAAUGCAUAAAAGUACACUAUAUUCAUGUUAUGCACAUCUUGUAAGUAUGUAAUUAUAAUUACAGUAUACUGUAUUACCGGGUACAUGAAUAUUCUACUCAAUAUUAAAUUAUUAUGUUGCUAUAUAUCAUUGAUCAUAUAGAAUUUACUGUGUGAUUUUGUAUGUGUGUGUGUAAGUGUGUAUGUGUGUGUGCAUGUGUACACAUUAAGAAUGUCAAGGCAAAGACGUCAAGGUAUUAUCAGCUUACUUCACUGGUUACCAUGGACACACUAUCCUUACACACCGUGGGCUUUAAGUUAGCCCGUUGCCAACAGAUGGCGUUGAUCGGAACUCAGUGGCUUACGUUUCUUUUAUCGAUAAAGGAAGUCGCUUUCCCGUCUUUCUUAUAAUAGUCUUUGGGAGUGAAUGGACUCUUCGAUAUGAGACAAUAUUGGUGUUAAUGGUGAGGUGGUUGUUGUUGUGGAGGGGAUGGAAAUGGAAGAUGAAGCUGUUAUGGUUGACGCAUCAGAAACUGGAACUACCGUUUACAGAAAUUUCUCUUGUCAAACAGAUUUUACAACACAUAUUGGAGCGAGUAUCCCUGUUCUCUUCUGUGGAUUGUUUUCUCCAUCUUGUGAUGCUGAAACACAAUGUGACAUUCCUCCUCUGAAAGUGAAUGUUUCUGUUUGUACAUAUGGUAGUAAAAAGGUUGAUUCAGCAAUAAGAUGUGCAACUGAGAAAAUAAGAAAAUAUUCCCUUGCUAGUCCUGUUGAACCCAAAGAGUCUGUCAAGGAAAAAACUGAUCUUCAGCAACAAACUAUUGAGGAAGUGAUACGUAAGGUGCCAGCCGUUGAUGGUAAUGAUAGCGACAUUUCAUUGUUUAACAGUGACACUGAUACGUGUAUAUUGUUUAACAGUGACACUGAUAUAAAGGAGAUGGCUGAAUGUGCUGCUGCAGUUUCUACACAAUAUACACAACAUUCACAUCUGAAACAAAGAAAACAGAAGAAGCCACGCAAAGUUGAUGAUUUUAAUUGUGAUGAAGCAAAAAAGAAGCCAAGGAAGAGGACAAGGAAGCCAAAGGCUGACGAAAAAUUUACUGGUGUAGUAUUUGACCCCAGAAAAGGCACCAUUAAAAUAAAGGACAUUAGUGAAACAUGCGAUAAAAAUUCACCCACUGAAAAUUCUGACCGGGCUUUCGUACCUUUUAAAUAUAGAGAGAAGACAGGUAAGAACAGUGAGCUGGGAACACGAGAUGUAAUAGUUAGUAAGGAGGAGGACCAGACAGAAGAAUGUUAUAGUGAUUGGAUUACUGAUGAUGAAGUUGAUGAUGAUGAAAGUGAUUCUGGAAAACCUGCUUUUAAUCAAGGUAACCGCACGUGUUCACAUUGUACGUUGACAUUUAACUCGCCCUUGUUACUUCUAGAACAUUUAGAAGGUAAUCAUGCAGCCCAUGUUUGUAGUAUAUGUGGGUUUACAACUCCAUUUAAGCAUGGAUUAAAGAAGCAUAUGGUGAAACAUUCAAAGGAAAGAGCAUUUGUGUGUGAUAUUUGUGGUAAGCAGUACUCUCACAAGCAAUAUUUAAAGGGGCACAUUUCUCGUGCACAUAGUGAUUAUGACCAUGGGAACAGAUACCCAUUUAACUGUCAGCAUUGCAAAAGACUUUAUCACAGUGAGGCAAACUUGAUGAGACAUCAAAAACAAGAAAGUGGCCCCUGUGAAGUUUGUGGAGUUAUGUUAAAAUGCAGUGGUCUUUUGUGGCAUCAUAAGAGGGACCAUUUUUCUCAGGGUGAGAAUUGCAAAAAAGGAUUUCAGUCUAGGAAUACAUUACUGUUGCAUAAAAGUACAACGCAUAAAAAAAAAACUAUUAAGUGUCCAAUCUGCCCAAAGAAAUUUGCCUUUCAAUCUUAUUUGAAUACUCACCUUGCAAAUACCCAUAAAGAGGGUUCCCUGCAAUAUAAAUGUCCUGAUUGUAGUUUUUGUACUAGAUCAAAGCCUUACCUAACAUCUCAUCAGAGUAGAAUGCAUAAACCUCCACUGAAAUUCUACUCUUGUGGCUUCUGUAAAAAAGAUUUUAGGAGCAAUUCUCGUCUAGUAGAACAUACACGUAUUCACACAGGUGAGAGACCUUUUUCAUGUCCUGUGUGCUGCAAAACAUUUUAUACUCAGGGUAACCUCUAUGCUCAUGAAAGGUCUGUUCAUAACAGACUAACAAAUUAUGGUUCAAGAGAUACAGAAAGUCGACAAGACGCAGCCACGAUGCGUCGUAAGAUUUCAAGUUGUUACGAAUGUCAUCUUUGCGAUUCAACAUUUCCAACAUUCAGGAAACUCAAGUAUCAUUUAUUUAGAGAUCACAAAAUAGAUAAUGAUGCAAAAAAGGGGGACAAUGUCGAACAGGAACGAGUGGUAGAAAUGAAUGAAGCUGGGAUGGUGCCGGUACAAAUGGAAACAAGUACCAAAGAUCUCUUGCCUGAAGACUUUGAACCAAUCGUAAAGGAAAAUGACACAAUAUAUGCCAUUCCUCCAAGUGAUGAAGUUGUGAGUAGGGUAACCUUACCCAUGCCAGCUUAUGUUGUGCCUCCAACUGUUAAAGAUUGAUGGUGUUCAGUACCAUGUUGUAAGAAGUAAUCAGUGAAAUGUUAUAGGCACUUUUUUACCAUUACUUUGAAUAUUGAUUUAGCUACUCUUCUUUUUAACUGAUUCAAGAAAUAUGUUUUAGAAGUAGCUAUUUUUUUUUAAAUAAUACCUGUGGCUAUACUGCAUUAUGAGAGAGACUUAAUGACAGUUUUGCCCUUUUUAAAAAGGAAAUCCACCUUCUGCUGUUGAUAUCUCAUGUAUUGUCCUUUAAGGUUCUUUUCAAUCAUCACCCAUAGUAUCAGUCUGACUAUGUAUACAGUACAGUAUUGAUUUUAUUAAUUACAGUACCUAUACAGG
Molecule: messenger RNA, 4064 nt
Organism: Homarus americanus (American lobster)
Lineage: Eukaryota; Metazoa; Arthropoda; Malacostraca; Decapoda; Nephropidae
Product: zinc finger protein 37-like
Exons: 2
Coding region: 1620-3728 (702 amino acids)
Biological process (GO): regulation of transcription by RNA polymerase II
Cellular component (GO): nucleus
Molecular function (GO): RNA polymerase II transcription regulatory region sequence-specific DNA binding; DNA-binding transcription factor activity, RNA polymerase II-specific
Source: RefSeq, a predicted model, not a curated record